AUGGAUGGAUUUGUUUUGGUGUGGGUGUGGUCAUUCAACCACUAUGACCUUGGACUAAAGGUGACCUUGUGCCGUCAGGUCCUGAAGUAUGUGGAGUGCUUCAUCGGACCGGACAUCAUGGCCAUGCACACCAUGCUGAUCAACAAACCUCCAGAUGCAGGUAAGAAAACCUCCCGCCACCCCAUGCACCAGGACCUGCACUACUUCCCCUUCAGACCCGCCGACCGCAUAGUCUGCGCCUGGACUGCCUUGGAGCGGGUGAACCGGCAGAAUGGCUGCCUGGUGGUCCUGCCAGGAACACACACGGGCACGCUGAAGGAGCACGACUACCCGGACUGGCAGGGUGGUGUGAACAAGAUGUACCACGGAGUGCGGGACUCCACCCUCCAACACCAGCGUGUGCACCUGCAGAUGGAGAAGGGCGACACCGUCUUUUUCCACCCGUUGCUCAUCCACGGUUCUGGCAUGAACCAGACCCAAGGCUUCCGGAAGGCCAUCUCUUGCCACUACGCCAGCUCUGACUGCUACUACAUCGACGUGAAGGGAACCACGCAGGAGAACAUCCAGGACGAAGUCAAGGAGCUGGCGGCCAAGAAAUACCCAAUGGCCGCCAACAUCUCCUUCCAGGACACCUGGGCCUUCAGAGGCCGCCUGGUGCAGGGGGAGAGACGCUCACUUUAAGAUGGCCCGAAGAGGCCGCCUGGUGCAGGGGGAGAGACGCUCACUUUAAGGUGGCCCGAAGAGGACUGAGUCAGAUGCACAUUCUCUAGCAUCAGUCCAUACUGACACUGUACAGGAAGCUGUCUUUAAAUACAUAUAAACAUACAUAUAUACCUAAUAUACACACAUACCUAAUAUACACACAUACCUAAUA
Nerophis ophidion (straightnose pipefish) is the source of this 874-nucleotide messenger RNA. RefSeq names its product phytanoyl-CoA dioxygenase, peroxisomal-like. Gene Ontology annotation, molecular function: phytanoyl-CoA dioxygenase activity. The transcript has 5 exons. Gene Ontology annotation, biological process: fatty acid alpha-oxidation. NCBI's taxonomy places the organism in Eukaryota, Metazoa, Chordata, Actinopteri, Syngnathiformes, Syngnathidae. The coding region runs from base 1 to 681 and encodes 226 amino acids. The record is from RefSeq and is a predicted model, not a curated record.